This is a messenger RNA of Pedinophyceae sp. YPF-701, 990 nucleotides long. The record is from the annotation of a GenBank genome assembly. NCBI's taxonomy places the organism in Eukaryota, Viridiplantae, Chlorophyta, Pedinophyceae.
AUGGCAUCGCCGGAGGUCGAGGCGUUCUUCGCUGCGUGCCCUCCCUCAGGGACACCGGCAGUGCCCGCAGGCGACCCCGGCUCGGCUGUGCGCGCAUUCCUGCGGCAUCACAGCUCCGCCGAAGGCGAGCUGAAUCGACCUGUCGUCUGCGUCACGUCCGGCGGCACGCAAGUCCCGUUGGAGAAGAAAUGCGUCAGGUUCAUCGACAACUUCUCAGCAGGAACCCGCGGGGCGCGCAGCGUCGAGCAGUUCCUCGAGCUCGGCUACGCGGUGAUCUUCAUCACGCGCGUCGGGUCGAUCCAGCCCUUCUCGAUGGGCCUGCCCGCCGUCGAUGCCUACCAGCGACUGUGCACGACCAUCCAGCCCGCCGACAGCGCGGACAGCGCGCAGCCGUGCGCCGCGUCCUUCGACGCGGGCGACGCGCAGGCGAUCCUCGAGGAGAUGCGUGCGAUGCGCAGGACGCAGGACAGCAGCUGCCUGCUCACGCUGCGCUUCGCGACGCUGUUCGAGUACCUGGUAGUGCUCCGCGCCGUCGCGCAAGAGGCGGGGGGGUAUGGCGCAGGUGUGGCGUUCUACCUCGCGGCCGCGGUGUCUGACUUCUACAUCCCGUGGGCCAGCCUGACGGAGCACAAGAUCCAGUCGCGCGACGGCGGGCUGUCGAUGGAGCUGAGCCAGGUCCCGAAGACCCUCGGCGAGCUGCGCAGGGUGUGGGCGCCGUCGGCGUUCGUUGCGUCGUUCAAGCUCGAGACGGACCCCUCGAUGCUGGAGAGCAAGGCGCGGGGCGCGAUUGAGAAGUACGACGUGCACGCGGUCGUGGCGAACCUGCUGCACACGCGGCACCAGGAGGUGUUCGUAUACAAUGGGGGGAGUGCGAAAACCGACCCCCCGGAGCACGUGCAGCGGGGGGAGGACAAAUGCGUCGAGGUGCGGCUCGUGCGAAGCAUCCGUGACAUGCACUUGGCGUUUUGGAAAGGCGGCGGCGGGUCUUGA